This is a messenger RNA of Melanaphis sacchari, 1647 nucleotides long. RefSeq names its product homeobox protein SIX6-like. Gene Ontology annotation, cellular component: transcription regulator complex; nucleus. Gene Ontology annotation, molecular function: DNA-binding transcription factor activity, RNA polymerase II-specific; RNA polymerase II cis-regulatory region sequence-specific DNA binding. The record is from RefSeq and is a predicted model, not a curated record. Gene Ontology annotation, biological process: regulation of transcription by RNA polymerase II. The coding region runs from base 495 to 1580 and encodes 361 amino acids. Lineage: Eukaryota; Metazoa; Arthropoda; Insecta; Hemiptera; Aphididae. The transcript is spliced from 3 exons.
GGAGACGAACGCGACGCGCGUCUCUUCCGCAAACGAAAACGCAUUUGCAAUCGUAUUCGCCUAAUAACGGUUUCGAUCGGCAGCCGCUCGUUUGACGGGUAAAAAUACGAAACGCGCGUGCAGAGCGUAUAAUUAAACGCGUUUUAUAAUAACAAACAUAUGAGAUAUAUUCGUGCAAUAACUGUUCGUACAUGAGCGCGAUUUCGCCGCGCCGCAGCUCCGAUCCGACCUCGAAACAGUCUCGCGCCGGUCACGACACUCCUACGCAGGUAGGUACACAGCAGCUGCAGCACGCCGCGCCGCCGGCGUUGUCAUCGCAUCGAAACGGAUCGUAACCGCAUCGUCACGGCCACGGCGGACUGCAAACCGACGAUGACGUGCGCGUUUCACUAGACGGUGCAGGUUGUCCGGUGGUGCAGCGCGCGAACGACGGCGACGACGACGACGACGACGACGACGACGACGACGACGACAACACGCGCGGCGGCCAUCGCAUGUCGUACAUGUCGCCGAGGGACGUGAUCGGCGUCCGCGCCGCCGGCAGCAUCAGCAUGUCGCCGGGUAGUUGCAUGGAAGCGCUCAGCGAGAACUCGGCGUCGAGCGCGGCGGCCGCGGCGGGCGGCUCCGUCACCGUGUCCGACUUUCUGCAGACCAAGCGCAGCCUAUCGUUCUCGUCCGAACAGGUAUCGUGCAUGUGCGAGGCCCUGCAGCAGUCUGGCGACGUCGAGAGACUGGCCAGGUUCCUGUGGUACCUGCCGCCGAGCGAGCUGCUCCGCGGUCAAGAGACCGUCCUCCGGGCCAGGGCUCUAGUGGCGUUUCACAGGAAUGCAUUCCACGAGCUGUAUGCCAUACUAGAAAGUCAAAGCUUCGACUCAAGACAUCACUUGCAGCUCCAGCAGCUAUGGUUCAAGGCGCACUACCUGGAAGCAGAGAAGAUCCGCGGCCGAUCGCUAGGUGCAGUGGAUAAGUACCGGUUACGUAAGAAGUACCCGCUGCCAAAGACAAUAUGGGAUGGUGAAGAGACCGUGUACUGUUUUAAGGAGAAGUCGAGGAACGCGCUGAAGGACUGUUACCUGAAGAACAGGUAUCCAACACCGGACGAAAAACGAGAACUAGCACGGCGGACGGGCCUAACACUCACGCAAGUCAGCAACUGGUUCAAGAACCGGCGGCAGCGCGACCGGACGCCCCAGCAACACAGUGAUUUGCUGAGUAUUGGAAGUUCAGACAGCAGAAACUAUGAAAUGACUGACAUGCACGGUGUCAAGUCGAUGUGUUACCAGAGCGUGGCCUCGUCCACAGGUGGCGGAAAAAUGAGUUCCGUUGUAGCAGCCGCGGCUCUCAAAUCUGCCACGGCCACAGUGGUGGCCGGAUACCCGACAUCUGACACGGAAAUGUUCCCGUCCGAUUAUCCUUCACACCACCUCCAUCACCAUCACCAUCAUCCUCACCAACACCAUUACAGCAACAACAACAAUAACAUAAACAACAACAACAAUCAUCUCAGUCACCUAUACCACAACCACCAUCACCAAAUGCUCCAGCCCAUACCACAAACUUCGGCCGCAUCGCAUUCAUAAUGAAUUGAUGCUUAUUAAUUAUCGUAAUAUAAUAUAUUAUAAACUAUAUAAAGCAGUACCUCUAUCU